CAUCGCGUAACGCCAUUGGCUUUGCACUACGACGCUAAAUUUCCAACUCACCGCUUCCCCGAUCUGUCUUCCAAAAUUAAGACACUUAAAUCUCGGCUGGCCUCUUCAAAGAACAGAUAUCUUUAAUCUUCUCUCCUUCGGCUGAAACGAUCUCUGCCAAAUUAUCUACGGUUUCCGAUUUCUGAGGCCUCUGGCCUCCGACCUCCGACCUCCUCUUCUUUUGCUUGGUCUCGAAACCUAUACGUUUUUUGCUGCGAAGAGGAGCGAUGGGGAUUCUUUAUGGAAUGGUCGCCAGAGGACACGUUGUUUUGGCAGAGUUCAGCGCUACACAGACCAAUGCGAGCACGAUUGCGAGGCAGAUCAUGGAGAAGAUGAAGCAGGGAGACGAUGAUAGCAAUGCUUCCUAUUCUCAUGAUCGCUAUAUCUUUCACAUCAAGAAGACUGAUGGCCUUACCGUUCUUUGUAUGGCCGAUGAAGCCUCCGGAAGGAGAAUUCCUUUUGCAUUUCUCGAAGACAUUCAUCAAAGAUUUGUAAAGACCUAUGCUCGUACAAUUCUCUCAGCUCCUGCAUAUGCCAUGAACGAUGAAUUUUCAAGGGUUCUAAGCCAACAGAUGGACCAUUUUUCAAACGAUCCAAAUGCCGAUAGGCUGAACCGCUUAAAAGGUGAAAUGAAUCAGGUGAGGAAUGUGAUGAUAGAUAAUAUUGAGAAAGUGUUGGAGAGAGGUGAUCGCUUAGCUUUGCUGGUCGAGAAAACCACAAACAUUCAAGGAAAUGCAGUUGGAUUUAGAAGGCAAUCACGUCGCUACAGAAACACUAUGUGGUGGAGAAACUUUAAACUCACAUGUUCGUUGUUGCUCAUUUUUAUGAUCGUCCUCUAUAUUGUGCUAGCAUUUUUAUGCAAAGGACUGCUACUGCCGUCCUGCUUCAAUUAAGCAGGAAAGUAGAAGAUGCAGCUAAGUGAUGUUUAUCACUUUGUUCAA
Molecule: messenger RNA, 980 nt
Organism: Benincasa hispida (wax gourd)
Lineage: Eukaryota; Viridiplantae; Streptophyta; Magnoliopsida; Cucurbitales; Cucurbitaceae
Product: vesicle-associated membrane protein 711-like
Biological process (GO): vesicle-mediated transport
Cellular component (GO): membrane
Source: RefSeq, a predicted model, not a curated record